GAUUAGUUUGGUUUUGUCAACGGAACGGGUAAUUAGUUGAUACGCUGAUACGCUAAACGCUGCCGCUGCUGCGAUCCGACAUUGGGCAGGCAACGAAAGCCAUUGGUUAAGUCCGGAAUUGUUGACGUUUGGAAUGGAAAGCUAACAUCCGAAGGAAGCAUGAGAAGCUUUUAGUACAGAACGCAAUCGGUGGCUUUGCGUGGGAACGCUUUUGCGAAACGAACUUCCGUCGCACCUGAUUAUGCAAUCAUUUUGUGUGGUUACAUAACGUUUUUCGAAAGAAAUUUUUUUUUGAGUAAAUUCCAUCUGAAGUGCUGAAAAUGGGCAUCCUUCUGUCGAUUCUAGUGGCCAGCGUGGGCGCCAUGGAUGUGAUAAACUGUUUGGCGCUGGUGUCGAAUCAGCUGACGGCUGCCCCUGCCAAGGAUAUCGACCUGGAGCAGUAUCGGCGCUUGCUGAAGGAACAGAUCGAUAGUGCACCGAAGAGUCCGGUUGAGGGUCUAACGUAUGCCCAGGAUGGGGUGCUCUACAAGGACGGUUAUCGUGUGGAGAAAUUCGACGACGCGCGGUUGGAUCAGUUGAAUGCAAAAAUAAAGGACUUGGAGCAUAAGAAUCAAGACAAGGAACAGAAGUUGAAACAGUUGAACGUGAAACUGGAGGAGUUGGAGAGGAAAUCCGUGGAUCGGGAGCUGGCGAUCGAAGAGCUCCGCUCAAGGACCGUUAGUCGUGCCGAGAGUCCUUCAAUUCCCCAAAUUGUGCUAGACGAAGAGGGCUCUCAAAAGGGUAAAAAGUUUCGACCGAUUCAUCGAGACGAUGAGUUUAGGCGAACAGUGAAGAAGAAAUCCGUAUCUUCCAACACAUCCGAAGAUCGCACCGACGAAAUGGAAAGGUUAACACAGCUAGAGGUGGAAGAAAGUAAGACAAUGGAGGACUUUAUGCCGUUGAUUUAUGUCCGGGAAGAGGAACUAGAUCCAAACUCGAGAAGGCAUAGAAUUAGUCCAAUACACGAACAGUGUCCAAUGCACGAAGAAGGAGAUCGAAUGCGGAGUAUCGAACACUCGCCGGAGCUUUCGCUGGGUAUAAAAAUGGUGAAACCGUGGGGUGAUGUCAAACCGCAGAAAGACGAUAUUAAGGGGAAGAUACUCACCUCGCGACAGUUUUCGAUCGAAGAGGAAGCUCGCGACAGUGAAAGCAGUGCUUUGGACGAUGGGGAAAAUAUUUCUGAACGUGAGGAAGAAACCAACCAGUGGGUACAAAGUUCACGAAACCUGUUUCCAGAAGUACCACAACUGACGAAGGAGUCCCUGCUGAGAAGUAGCGAAACCGUUCCCUCGAAUCUUAGCUCCCAUUCCAACAGUCCCGAAUCGGACCAUCCGACUCUGAAGCGAACGCGAAAGAAGAGUGAUCUGACGGCACUGCUGCUGGACGAAGAGCGAAAAGGUGAAGCUUAUAAGGAAAUAGUCAUCCAAUUGGAGGAAUAUGAUUCCGAUCGCACCAAGCAAUCCAAAUCUCCAUCACCAUACGUGGAUGCAUUCCUGGAGAACGAACGACAACAAUCAAAGGCGUCAACCUUGGAUCAGCCAAUGCUUCCGAAGGAAGCUACCAUCUCUCCAGCGUCGAUGAGGUCCGUUGGAUCUACCGAAUCACCGGUAUCAUCGCUCACAGACGAAUUUGUCAAGGAUGAUGCUCGCAAUAAAGCCACUGCUGAUCACUCUUCAUCUCCGCGAGGUCAACCUGAUCGAAAUCUAAUUUUCAGUGGCGAGUACACCAAGGCCAUGUCGAAAGAUUGGCACUCGGGACACUUCUGCUGCUGGCAGUGCGACGAGAGUCUGACCGGCCAACGGUACGUGCUGCGCGAUGAGCAUCCCUACUGCAUCAAGUGCUACGAGAAUGUGUUCGCCAACGUCUGCGAGGAGUGCAACAAGACCAUCGGCAUCGACUCGAAGGACCUGUCCUACAAAGACAAACACUGGCACGAGGCCUGCUUCCUGUGCAACAAGUGCCGCAUCUCGCUAGUGGACAAGCAGUUCGGCUCGAAGGCCGACAAGAUCUACUGCGGCAACUGUUACGACGCCCAGUUCGCGUCCAGAUGUGACGGCUGCGGAGAGAUCUUCCGUGCUGGAACCAAGAAGAUGGAAUACAAGACCAGACAGUGGCACGAGAAGUGCUUCUGCUGCUGCGUCUGUAAGACCGCUAUUGGCACCAAGUCAUUCAUCCCCCGUGAGCAGGAAAUCUACUGCGCCGGCUGUUACGAGGAAAAGUACGCCACCCGUUGCAUCAAGUGCAAGAAGAUCAUCACCAGCGGUGGUGUGACCUACAAGAACGAACCAUGGCAUCGCGAGUGCUUCACCUGCACCCACUGCCAGGUGUCCCUGGCUGGACAGCGCUUCACCAGCCGCGAUGAGAAGCCAUACUGUGCCGAGUGCUUCGGCGAACUUUUCGCCAAGAGAUGCACUUCCUGUGUAAAGCCAAUCACCGGAAUCGGCGGUACCCGUUUCAUCUCGUUCGAGGAUCGCCACUGGCACAACGACUGCUUCAUCUGCGCCUUGUGCAAAACGUCUUUGGUCGGACGUGGCUUCAUCACCGACGAGCAGGACGUCAUCUGCCCGGAGUGUGCCAAGCAGAAGCUGAUGUAAGCAGGUCACCCCCUCUCCCCCAAAUCUAGCCCCUAAAUCGAUAUAAAGAAGAAGAAGAAGAAAAAAAUCAAAACACACUACCGCAACCACAUCAUGCAUCUCUUCGGGAACACUAAACGCAACGAAAACCAACAAAAAAUUAUAUUCUAAAAGUUGAACGGCGAAACAAAAUGGAAACCAAUUUUUAGAAAUUGAUUUAUUAAAAAAACAUAUGAUAUAUAUGAAAGGAUCACGAGAUUGGAAUGAUAGAGUGGAAGAGAGAACAAUGCGAAACAAUUAUAGCAGCGAUAGCAGAACAAAACAAAGCCUUACACAUAGCGUUGUCAAACUGACAAAAAAACGAGCGGCCAUCUUGCUAAUGGUGACGAGUUUCAAAAUGAGUUCAUUGUUUUUCUUUUUGCCGGAAAGAUUAUUUAUUCUCUAUUUACACUUAAGAGUAUUCUAUUGUGUUGAACAAUUUAUUUCUACCGCUUGAAAAAAAAAACUAUAUUCUGUCAAAGACAUACGAUUUAUUUUAUCUCUCCUCCUUUGUUAAAUGUUAAUUAUUGCCAUGAUGAAUGUUUUAACGAAGAAAAAAAGUAAUAAAGAGUAUUUUAACGCAAUAUAUUUCAGUAAGAGAGAGAUCCGCAACCUUAUAUUUAUAAGCGAGCAGGCAAACAGUUAUGCUGUGAAUAUAUACUUUAUCGUUUGAGAAUCGGCUUUUUUCUAUCUUUACUGCGACACAUAUACACGAGAUUAGCGGGAACGGCCUAUAUUCACUAAAGUUGCCUUGUACUAAGAACAAUUUAAGAAACCCACAAAACACACUCUCACACGCAACAAAUAAAAAAACAAAACAAAGCAAAAGUGACAAACUUUACAUAAAUGUCGUCAUAUUUUUACCCGCGUUUAAGAGAAAUGAAACAAAGUAUUUAUGUAGAAUGUCGAGAAAACAGAUGCUUUAAUGAACACGCAUACACACACACGAACACGAAACAUUACUUAACGGUAAACGCUUGUCUCCUCCCUCUUUAUGUUCUGUGUUGUUGAUCGUGUAGCGAAGCAAGAUGAAACCAAUUAUCACAGUUAACUAGGCAUUCAACGAAUUGAAAGUUGUAUUUACGUAAGCAAACUAGAUAACCUAUCAAAACAAUUCAACUUAACAGUUACUAAAGAUAAUCCUAUUGCUGAGGGAGAAAAAUUAAUAAAAGAAAGUCUUUAAAUAUAUAUUAUUAAGGUCAGAUUGUAGAUGAAAAAAAAUUAAUUAACUCUGUUUCAAUAAUUUUGGACGGUGUCGUGCAACGAAUAUUUCCGCCGUCCAAACCAUUAUUUAUUCAUUAACAAUUCGAUUACCAUUUUAUAAAUAAAGAAAGCAACAUAAAAAUAAAUAUAUGAAGAAGUAAAAGAAGAAGAAGAAGAGAAGGAAGAAGAAAAAACAAAACUACGAAUUAUGCAAAGUACGUAUACACUAUAUCAAAUCAAGAGCUAAUCAUUUUUCACCAUUUCUCUGUUAUGCCUAAUAUUUUAGUAGUAGUCGGAUUUUUUCAAAUAAAUAAAUUAUCCUACCAACAUCA
This is a messenger RNA of Toxorhynchites rutilus septentrionalis, 4186 nucleotides long. RefSeq names its product four and a half LIM domains protein 2 (gene Lmpt). Gene Ontology annotation, cellular component: Z disc; nucleus. The transcript is spliced from 7 exons. Gene Ontology annotation, molecular function: zinc ion binding; transcription coregulator activity. The coding region runs from base 321 to 2633 and encodes 770 amino acids. The record is from RefSeq and is a predicted model, not a curated record. NCBI's taxonomy places the organism in Eukaryota, Metazoa, Arthropoda, Insecta, Diptera, Culicidae.